AUGGCUGGUACUUAUGAUACCGAAGAGCAGAGAAUUAUUGAUAGAAUCAAUUGCAUUGCUUUUCGUGAAGCUAGAGAUGCUGAUGCAACAUUUAUUAAUCGACAUUGGGUUGCGAAGAAUGUGCAUCGUUCGGUUCAAUUUGUCACAGACUGGUGGGAAAAUCCAUAUGACCAAUGUUUUGCUGAUUAUUCAAACGUCGGUCGAAAGCUUAAAUUAUCACAACCAAGUCAAGACAUCAUUCUUAAAGCCAGUGGUCGACAAAGAAAAAGUGGUUCUGUUGUGGCGAAGGAGAUUGCAGAAAAACAAAAAGAAUACGCAAAAAGUGUCGACGAUAUUGAAGAAGACGAACGUUAUCGUGAAAUGGUUAAAAAUCAAGUAUGCAUCGGGAUUUUUGUGAUAUUUACUGCUAAAAGGUUACAUUGGGUGAUUAAAGAUAAAGGUGAAUCUUGGACUGGUCAAUAUUUUCGUGAUAUAAUUUUGACUGAACACGUCUUUCCAUUCUUAAAAAAUGAAGAAAAUGUUAUUGAUCCCGAUGAAGUUAUAUUUGUCCAUGACAAAGCACCAUGCAUGCGAACAUAUCAGAAGCAACAUUUGCUUCAAGACAAUGAUGUUAAAUUUUGGGGUAAUGAUAUUUGA
This is a messenger RNA of Rotaria sp. Silwood1, 636 nucleotides long. NCBI's taxonomy places the organism in Eukaryota, Metazoa, Rotifera, Eurotatoria, Philodinida, Philodinidae. The record is from the annotation of a GenBank genome assembly.